Molecule: messenger RNA, 1722 nt
Organism: Cantharellus anzutake
Lineage: Eukaryota; Fungi; Basidiomycota; Agaricomycetes; Cantharellales; Hydnaceae
Exons: 4
Coding region: 1-1722 (573 amino acids)
Source: RefSeq, a predicted model, not a curated record
AUGUCUAUCAUGCUCAAUCUCAACUGCUGGGUACUUGGCGAUGAUGUUGGCCGAGUGUUCCGAGUGGAAAUUUCGAAUGCAGAGGAUGUUCAUGACCUCAAGGAAGCCAUCAUGGAGAAGAAGCCCGCACUCGAUCACGUUGGCGCAGCCUUCCUCAGACUCUGGAAGAACGCGGAACUUGAAGAUGAGAAAAAGCUAUUCCCUCUGCAAAGAUUGUCGGACAUUUUCUCGCCUCCACCUCUGAGUAAACAUCUACACAUUAUUGCUCAACCUCCACUUAUUACCCCUGGCAAGCGACCUCGUCCUUCUGAUGAUGUCGACCUUGCGCUGGAAUCCAGACUCGCCAAAACUGCCCCUUCGUUGAUAGGCAAGCAGGUCGAGUACAUGUUAUUGCAAAGAGAGUCGAACCAAAGGAUCUUGGAUGACCGUCCUACGCCAGAUUCAGUUCCCCCAAUUUCCCUCUUGUACCACGGCUUUGGUCGCUUCCAGGACAUCUUCAAUCAUUAUCCAGAUCGCCUGGAUAUGGAGCGACAGAACCUCGAACUGGCUGUUGAUUCUUUCGCGCAGAAUAUGACCCAAUUCUAUCAUCAUGAGACGAAGAGGAUGGGGAAGGGCCUGUUUGCUUUGAACGAAAUUCUCUCUCUUCGCGAUCACCCUGGGCUUGACUUUGGUGAUUCCUGCACAAGCGGUCACUAUGAUGGACCGCAUGGAGCAGCAUCUUGCAUUGUUGAGUUCAGAAAUGAGCUCUGUGACAUUGCUUUGAUGCCUACAGUUACGCUUGCCUCUUGUAUCGCACAUUCGCAUAAGGAUGCAAUGAACCGUCCCAGCGGGCCAGCAUUAUUUAAAGGUUGGAGGGUCCCAUGCCUUGGUCUAACUGUUAUUGGCCCAUAUAUUACCUUCUAUGCCAUAAUUUUCCUCGGUCAGUGGCACAUUGUCAGUCUCACCCCCACGCUAUCAUGCAUUCCAUCUGCAUGUGAAGGUCGUGACCAGAAGGCACUCUAUGCUGCCUUUUCUGCUGCAUUGGACCUAUUGAGUUGCAUAGACUCGGAUGCGAAACGCUUGAUGCACACUCGGCCCAAGCUCGAACAUGGUUACUACAAACUCCCAUAUGUUUCAGAGCUACCCAGGUAUGAAAAGAGUGGGAAAAUCCGUUUCCGGAUUCUCGGGCUUCAUCCACAUGUACAUGAUAUUCGUCAUCUGUACAUUGCUGAAACCACAACUUUCGGCAAGGAGCAAAUCAUUGUGAAAUUUGCGCGUCGGUACUCAAUUGCACUGCAUGCUCUGUGUGCAAAAGAAGGGCAUGCACCGGAAAUUCUCGGCUAUGAGCCACUACCGGGAGGUUGGUUCGCCAUUGCCAUGGAUUAUAUCACCCCCACUGUACACCCCGGUGAUUCUGACAACCUGGCGGAUCACUGCCAGAAGUGGGUGAAUGAAUUGCGCAAACUCAUGCAAUCUUUUCAUUCCGCUGGCUUUGUUCAUGGGGACCUCCGUGAACCAAACAUCCUUUGCAGUGGAGACCGGGUGAUGUUGAUCGAUUUUGAUUGGGGUGGGAAAGUCGGGGAGGUGUAUUAUCCAUCUGCGCAGCUCUGUCCUGAGCUCAUGGAUGAGCGAGAGGGGACUGAUCCGAGAAUCUUGCAGGCUGAUGAUGUCCGGGUUUUAGGAAAUACUCUCCGAACAAUUGAAGAAAAGGCACGUCGCACUUCCAGGCACUCCCAUUCAUGA